This is a messenger RNA of Nyctereutes procyonoides (raccoon dog), 1110 nucleotides long. RefSeq names its product septin 12 (gene SEPTIN12). The record is from RefSeq and is a predicted model, not a curated record. Gene Ontology annotation, cellular component: cell division site; microtubule cytoskeleton; septin ring. NCBI's taxonomy places the organism in Eukaryota, Metazoa, Chordata, Mammalia, Carnivora, Canidae. Gene Ontology annotation, molecular function: GTP binding; molecular adaptor activity; GTPase activity. The coding region runs from base 1 to 1005 and encodes 334 amino acids. Gene Ontology annotation, biological process: cytoskeleton-dependent cytokinesis. The transcript is spliced from 9 exons.
AUGUUUGAUUAUGUGGGCAUCGAAGCUGUGCUGGACCAGUUGAAGAUCAAGGCCAUGAAGAUGGGGUUUGAGUUCAACAUCAUGGUGGUGGGACAGAGCGGGCUGGGCAAGUCCACGAUGGUGAACACCCUCUUCAAGUCCAAGGUGUGGAAGUCCAACAUUCCAAACCUGGGGACGCCCACGCCGCAGACGCUGAAGCUGCAUUCCGUGACGCACAUCAUCGAGGAGAAAGGCGUGAAGCUCAAGCUGACAGUGACUGACACACCUGGAUUCGGAGACCAGAUCAACAACGACAAGUGCUGGGACCCCAUCCUAGGCUACAUCAAUGAACAGUAUGAGCGGUACCUGCAAGAGGAGAUCCUCAUCACGCGCCAGCGCCACAUCCCCGACACCCGGGUACACUGCUGUGUGUACUUCGUGCCGCCGACUGGGCACUGCCUGCGGCCCUUGGACAUUGAGUUCCUACAGCGGUUGUGCCGGGCCGUGAACGUGGUGCCUGUGAUAGCCCGAGCCGACAGCCUGACCAUCGAGGAGCGAGAGACCUUCAGGCAAAGGAUCCAGCACAACCUGAGGAGUCACUGCAUCGAGGUGUACCCACAGAAGUCCCUCGAUGAAGACACCAAUGACCGGAUCCUUAACAGCAAAAUCCGGGACCGGAUCCCCUUUGCCGUGGUUGGGGCUGACCGAGAGCACCUGGUGAAUGGGAAGUGUGUCCUGGGCCGGAAGACCAAGUGGGGCAUCAUUGAAGUGGAGAACAUGGCACACUGUGAGUUUCCCCUCCUGAGAGACCUGCUCAUCCGCUCCCACCUCCAAGAUCUGAAGGACAUCACCCACAACGUGCACUACGAGAACUACCGUGUCUGCAGGCUCAAUGAGAGCCACCUGCUGCCUCAGGGGCCCGGCUGGGUGAACCUGGCCCCGACCCCAGCAGGCCGCCCGGCCACCCCCCAGUCCUCGAAGGUGUGCCAGCAGGCCCAGGAUGAUGCCAAGGACGAGGCGUACUGAGCAUCAGGGCAUCCGGGUCCUCAGGACUCCUGUGUCCUUGGCAGCCCCCAGCACACACCUGUGUACCAGAGCAUGUAUUAAAGUUCGACGUUGCUUUUUUUUGAA